This is a messenger RNA of Epinephelus fuscoguttatus (brown-marbled grouper), 3847 nucleotides long. RefSeq names its product upstream-binding factor 1-like protein 1. The record is from RefSeq and is a predicted model, not a curated record. The coding region runs from base 325 to 1719 and encodes 464 amino acids. The transcript is spliced from 16 exons. Lineage: Eukaryota; Metazoa; Chordata; Actinopteri; Perciformes; Serranidae.
UAUACAGUGAAGCACGCAGCAUCUUGGCGGCUAAAAAACACAACCUGUGAAAGUGUUUCUCCGCAGCUCCUUGUGGUGUUUUUAUUCAGCUAAUAAGUGUAACGGCAAUAACAACAGUUAAUACAUUUAUCCGUGAGGGUAAAAUAGUGAGUUUCUGGCUAAUUUUUCUAACGAAACUAGGCUUCAUAGGUUAGCUGACAAGCUAAUUUGUAGAGUUUCCGGGAGUCACAUGGAGUAGAGACAUGUAGCAACAUGUAGUUCUGCCCUGUUUGCAUCCAGCUAACAUAUCAACAGACUGUUGUAGGAGACACGUUUAUCGGAAAAAUGAGUAGCAGUGGAGCUGAGUCUGAAGAGACUGAAUGGACCAAGGCAAACCUCCAGAAGCUUCUUGCUGCUAUAAAAACCAACAUCCCUGACCGUGAGAGAAUGACUGCAUACCCCAAAGGACUGAAGAGUGUCAACUGGGAUAAGGUGGCUUUUCCUCCCUUCUCUCCUAAAGCAUGUCAAGAAAAGUGGAUGCAGAUUUUCCAGAAGAUGCGCAAAAUUCGGACCCUCACAGAGCUCAUCGAUGAAGCUGAAGGUGUCGUUUCCAAUCCUGUUCCGAACAGUAAGAUCCACCCGGAGCUCCCGAAGAGACCUGGCCCUCCAAAUUCUAUCUUUUAUGAGGAGAACUGGGCCAAGUUUCACGAGAAGCACCCAAACAUGUCCCGCAAAAAGUUGUUCAAGCGCGUAUUAAAAAAAUACCAGGCACUCCCAGAUGAAGAGAAGGAUCAAUAUGUGGAGAAAUUUAAGGUUGCUAAAGAGGAAUACAAUAGAAGGAUGUUGGAGUUCAGUAAACAUUAUACAGAAGAUCCCAAGCAUAAGUACAAGAAACAUAUGAAGAGGAAGAGAGUCACUGCAGACGCUCCAGAUCAGGAUAAACAGGAAUCUAAAGCUGCAAGUGACCUGCCUCCCAAGCCUCCUUUCAAUGGCUAUAAUCUUUUCUGCAAAGAGCAACGUGCGUCCACGACGGGGUUCUCUGGAAAUAACUAUGUGAGCAUGUGGGCCCAACGCUGGCGAGAUUUGACUGAGCAACAGAAGGACGAGUACACGACACGCUGCAAAGAGUUGCAGAGACAGUACUCAGCCCAGCUGUCGGAUUAUCUGAACAAAUUUGAUGCGCAAAAGCAGCAGCAGAUCUUAGAUGAGAAUGGCCUCAAAGCACCUAAAAUGCGGAGGGGCACAAGAAAAAGGACAAAAGAUCUUCCCGGCGAGCCCAGGAAACCCUCUCAAUGCGGUAAUGCAGUUUUCUUUCAAACUCAGAUGGAACGUCUGAAGGAUAAAAUCCCAAACUCGAGGGAGCGCUUCACCAAGGUCAGCCAAUUGUGGCAUGGCCUUUCCGAUAAGGAGAAGGAGCACUACAAACAGGAAGUACAAAAAAACAUUCAGAAAUAUAAGAUGGAGCUCCGGAAGUGGUUUAAGACACUGACGGCAACAGAGCAGGCAGCAUAUCGGAAGCAUAACAGCAGUAAAUUGAAGUUCCUUGAUGUCAAACCAACAGAAGAUGAUGAUGACAGAGAAGGAGCACGUGUUGCUGUGCACAGACCAUCAGAUUCAGAGGAUGAAGACAUUGAGUACAUCAGCAGCAGCAGCAGUGAUGAAGAGGAGGAUUUUACCAAAUUUGAGAUCCAGGAGCUGGAGGAAGACGAUGACGAUGUCAUCAUGUUUAAGGUGUAUUAGAUGAUGAUGAGAUGGACCACAGUUCACCACACAUCAAAUCCAGAGCUGGACUCUUCCAACUUCCUAAUGCUCUGUACACUGGAUCACAUCUGAGAUGAUGGACAGUUGCUCUGGUGACUGACUUUAAUGCCACAUUGUUCGGUGGCCAUGUUGCCUGGAAGGUUUCUAUCACCAGUGCUGUUGCACAUUGUGCCAUCAUCAAGAUUACAAAGUGCCUGAGGACCCCAGUUUUAACACGUGUUAUGUCAUCUUCUGUUGUGUUUACAUGCUGCAUAUCCUCUAAUAAGUUUAAACUACCACAGAGUAAACUUAACCUACUUUUGAAAACUGUUUACGAUUCACACAGAUAUGGUGGUAAAAGUGGGAGCGUAUUAGGGGCCUAGCAGCCUAAUUUUGCCCUCAAGUACUUUAAAGGUCCAGUGUGUAGGAUUUAAGGGGAUAUAUUUGCAGAAGUACAAUAUAAGUAUGUUUUUGUUUGGGGUGUCGGUGGCUUAGUGGUAGAGCAGGCACCCCAUGUAUACAAGGCUGUUGCCACAGCGGACCGGGUUCAAGUCCAGCCUGUGGCCCUUUGUUGUUUUUGUUUACCCAAAAAUAAGAAUCGUCAUGUUUGCAUUACCACGGAAUGAGCCAUUUAUAUCUACAUAGGGAGCAGGUCCUUGUCCACAGAGUCCGCCAUGUUGUACCACCAUGUUUCUACAGUAGCCAAGAAUGGACAAACCAACACUGGCUCUAGAGAGGGCCAUUAGCGUUUUCACACUGUAGUUAGCAGCCCCUCUGUGACAAGCCGAACAGCGUCGGAAAUGGACCGAUUUUCAAUGUGAAACUUUUAUUCAGUGUUUUUUGUGGUUUAAAUCCCUGAGUCAGUUUGUUGUGGAAAGGAAGAGACCUCUGCGGAUAGGUCGGUUUCCAGGUAAAACCUCCUGAAUGUAUGGAUCUUAAUUUAUCAGUGAUAAAAGGUGAGCACAGAUUAGCAGGUGCUGGGCUAGUGGCAUGUCUGCACUGAAGAAACACUGAUUUGUAGCGUGAAACUGCUUUAGUGAGUGUUUUUACUCAUUUAAAUAACCAGGGGUCAUUUAUAAAAGUGCGAAGGAUUUAUACUAAAAAUGUACGUACAGACAAGAGCCAAAAAUGGCAUGCGCCAAAAAUUACUCAACAGUUUCUACAAUCAGCCUUCCAACUCACCAUCUACAUUACUGAUUUCCCAUCUCCAAAAUGUUCGUAAGCAUGGGUUAAAGUUUCUCCCAUCAAGUCUGUUAUUAUAGAUCAUAACUUUUGUGUGGGAAGCGGCAAUGUUUAUAAAUGAGGCCCCUGAUCCAUUUGUUUAGAAGAGGAAGAGACCUCUGCAGAUAUUUAGGCUCCCAGUAAAAAAAACCCCAACCCUAGACAAUGAACACUGAAGGAAUUUUAACCAGGAGAAAUUUCAGCUGGUUGCAAUUCGCAAUCCUCACCACUAGAUGUCACUAAAUCCUACACACUGCUCCUUUAAUCUGACCCUCACCACAACAAAAUUCAGCUACUGAAAAAAAGGUGAGCACACAUAAGCAGGUGCUGGGCUAGCAGCGCAUCUGCAACAAGCCGAACAGCUUAGAAGAAAUGCUGAUAUGUGGCGUUAAACUGCUGUAGUCAGUGUUUUUACUAACUUAACUAACCUUGAGUGUUUGUUUUGAAGAGGAAGAGACCUCUGCGGAUUUUUCAGCCUCCAUAAAAACCUCUUGAAGAAGGAACACUGAACAAAUUUUGAAUUUCAGCUGGUUGCAAUUUGCAAUCCUCACCACUAGGUGCCACUAAAUCCCACACACGGCUCCUUUAAUCUGACCUUAACCACAACAAAUAACAUCUAAUUAGUGUAGAAAUUAUGACACUGAUUGUACUAUUGCUGAGCUAAUUUUACUUCUACCUCUACUUUUAAAUAAUGACAAGUAUGGAUAUUAUUUUAGAGAGAAAGCACGACCAGGGUUUACUUUCUGAUUGUCUUAUUUAAGUUCGAUGUUGUCAGAAUUAGUUGUUUUUGUUAUAAUUGUGUGGGGGGAAAAAAACAAAAGAAUAUACUGAGGCAAGCAUUGUUCUUUUAUGUUGUUGUUUGUGAAUCCCAGAAAAGAGAUAUUUCCAAUAAACAUGCUGUGAUUCA